Messenger RNA from Eucalyptus grandis, 924 nucleotides. RefSeq lists its product as uncharacterized. Lineage: Eukaryota; Viridiplantae; Streptophyta; Magnoliopsida; Myrtales; Myrtaceae. The record is from RefSeq and is a predicted model, not a curated record. Bases 342 to 896 code for a protein of 184 amino acids. The transcript has 4 exons.
AACUUUUUCUUUUCUUCUCUUUCUCUCUUCUCUUUCCUCCUCUCUCGGCCAAAACCCUACCCCUUCUUCUUCUUUUUCUUUUUCUUCUUCCUCCUCCUCUUGCUGGCUACUGCUUCAUCCACCACCACACCACCGCCCCACGCCCUACUCACCACCACCUCUUGGCCACCGAACCACCACCACCCACCGCUCGUCCGACAAGCCGUCUCGCCGUUGAGCCCGACGAGCUGUUGCGCCAUCCGCGCCGCCCCUCGCCAUCAUGAGCCACCGCCGCUGUCCCCAAGCCACCGUCACCACCUCUUGCCGCCGCCGCCUGAGAUUAGCUUCCAGUCCGUACUGAAAUGUCGCUCUCCGCGGCGUUUGGCGAGUGGCUGGAACAGUUGGACCGGACCAGGAACCAGCGCCUCUCUCUCCUCCAGGCGAAGAAGAGAGAGCUGCAAGCCGCCAAAUCGCUGGUCCUGGAGUCGAAGCGCGCGGCCAUCAGGUCGAUGGAAGAGAGGUGCUUGAGGCUCGAGUGGAGCCUGGCUUCGCAAAGCUUGAAGAUCUCAGCUCUCGAAUCUAAGAUUGCCGCUCUCGAUGCCGAGUACGACAACAAUGUCCAGCGACUAAGGGAGUUGAAGUGCGAGGUGGAGGAGCUUGAGGAGGCGGAGAAGGAGAAGGACGGAUUCUACCGAGCGCAGACCGGCGAAAUGAAGGAUUUUAAGGAAGCUACUAACGGAUUCGUCGUGGAUUGCCAGAUUCGCAUAGAGGAAUUAAGAGACGAGCUAAAUGAGGUACUGAAAAUGGAGGGCCAACUAUUGAAUUAUUUUGGCUUCCGGAUAUUCGCGCCCACUACGAAAAUGAAAAAAAGAAAAAAAGAACCUGUUGGAACCUGGAACCGACCCCGGAACCUGUGACAGGGUAGGUUCCAGGUUCUUGGUUCUG